CGAUAUUAUCAAAUUCUUGCGAAUUACCUAGCAAAGUAAUACAUAUAUUUUAUACGCAAAAUAGGUCUCGAAGUUAUGACUACUAUAAAGAGUGCCAUAUAUUACUUUGCAGAAAUAAACCAAAAAUAGCUUCGUAUUCCACAAAUUUCCAGCACGUGAACCACAAUUUAGUCUUCACUAAGUGCUCGUUGCAGGCAUAGCGGAGAGCACACAUAUUUAAAAAUUUGGACUAGCAAUGUCACCAACGAGUAUAUCAUUAAUAUUCAUUGCUUUCCUACUCGUGGGUUUUGGCGCUGCACGUGACAACGCUCGUUCACAGCUAAGUCAAAACCGCAUCAUAGGCGGCGACGAUGUAUCGAUCGUGCAUUAUGCGCAUCAGGUCUCACUGCGCCGUAAGACCUGCCAGGAAUGCGCCUAUUUGCAUCUGUGCGGCGGCAACAUACUCAACGAGGACACUGUACUGACAGCUGCUCAUUGUGUAAUCGAUCGUGAUAUUCGUAACUUCAUCGUAGUCGCAGGCACUGGCCAACGCACCGCUAGUGAUGGCACUGUUGUGCUAAUAGAAAAAAUUGUCACACACGAACGUUACAAUGCCUCCAUAACGGAUUAUGAUGUUGCUUUACUUUUUCUGGCCACGCCGUUGACAUUGGAUAGAGUGUUUACGGCAGCGGUACCAUUGGUGCAGAGCACGCCAGAGAUUGAUGCAAAGGCCACCAUCACCGGUUGGGGUACGCUCUCUGAAGGUGGCAUGGCUGCGCUGCAAUUGCAGGCUGUUAACGUGUUCGUGCUAGAUCGCGCGCAAUGCAGUGCGGCGUAUGGCGAUCGUUUCACAGCUGCUAUGCUGUGCGCCAGUGCGAAGGACGGUGGUAAGGACGCUUGCCAAAUGGAUGCGGGUGGUCCUUUAUUGGUGGAGAAUCAGUUGGCCGGCAUAAUUUCGUGGGCCAUUGGCUGUGCACGUCCCGAAAACCCAGGUGUUUACGUGAAUGUGUCGCAUGUGCGUCAGUGGAUCGAGUUAACUGUGGCUGCUAACUCGUUGUAUAAUUUUUAACGUGUGUCGGUGUAGUGUUAAAGUUAUAAAAUAAUUUUUAAUAAAGUUUUUGUUGACAUUUUUAUUUUGAAUGCAUUGUUCAGCAUGUCUAGUGAAAAAUAUAUAGUACGUAGAUAGAACUUGCUCAAAACGCAACCGUUUUUGAAUAGGAUGCUAUUUUUGGAUCAAACUUUAUCAAUGUUCGUCGUAGAGCGACCGAUAUUAGAAAGAUUUGUGAUAUGUACGUAUAUACAGAGUUCUUUCAAAACGACGCUACAAAAGUAGACCGAUAGGGGCAAGAAAUGAGGUCAUAUAUUUUCCAGCUCUUUUGACAUUUCUUUUUAGUAAGGUUUGGCAUUUCAUCAUGGAAAGCUAUACGAUCGAACAACGAGUCGAAAUUAUUAAAACAUUUUAUCGAAAUUCGGAGUCAGUAGUCUCAACUAUAAGAACGCUACGUCCAAUUUAUGGUCUUCUUAAUCAUCCUGUCAGAUCAACAACAAGCCAGUGACGGUUGAUGAACUUCUUACGAAUAUCGAACAUGAAAUUGCAGCAGUAUCGGCCGAUUUAUGCUUGAAAAUCGUCGAAAAUUGGGUUCAGCGUCUGGACUUCUGCAAGUGUGCCCGUGAGGGAUAUGCAAAAAUGAUGGUAUCGAAUGUACUUUGUUUUGGACCCAAUUGUUCGCAUCUUCUUUGUUAUUCGCAUUCGGAAUCCUUCUUCUCUUUCAUCUUGGCAUUCAAUUUGAUCGUUCUGCAAUUCAUUCAAAAUCGUCAUGAACCUAGAAAAGUUUUAAACGAAAAUGCGUUCUAAUUUUUAACUAACACUAUAUAUGCCUUAAAACAAAUUCUUAAUUGAAGUCAACGAAAUAUUUUAUGCGUCAACAUAAUAUUGUUCUCGACAACUGUUCAAAUAAAGUACUUAAACGAAAGAGAGAAUAUCGUCACAUUAAGCUAACUGCUUAUUUUUGGCAACCAAUAUAAAAAUUUGCUUUGAAGUUUCGGUAUCCUAAGCACAAUCCAUUUAGGCCGACUUUCUCUUAAAUAAAGUGUGAGUGUUUAUUAUUUUUCGGUAUUUAAUCGAAUAAGGUAGCAGUAAUGGGAUUAGGAAAGGGAACCUCAGAGCAAUUUUUGAGAUCGCAUUGAACUGGUUUCUAUUUUGAGAUCAACGACGCUUGUUGGAUAUUGGAUUUUACGGAUAUUAUAACUGAAAUCAGUUUCACAACGCAUUACGCUAAGGAAGAGGGAAUUGAAAAACAUAUACUCCAACAGGCGAAAGGUUCAAAGAGACUUUCAACAAAAUGAUAUAGAAACAGAUGAUCAGAUACUCUUUGAAGUCCAAACCUUAUUUUAAAAUCAUAUUUUAACCGGGCUUUCAUCUAUAAAAACUUAAAUCCGUUAUACCGCCGACUGACAAUACUUGUAGACGCUGAAAAUUUCUUGCAACGUUUCAUUGAGCUGGCUAAAAUCAGAUUCUUUCAGAAUUAGUAAUUGAACUACCGCCUACAGCUCGACUUCAUGGCACUAAAAAGCGUCUGCGAAUACUGCAGAACCUAUGAAAGGUAUACGAGUAUUUAUUUAUUUGGUUAGUAAACACUGUGCCACCUGUUUAACUUAUCAAUAAUAUCCGCUGUUAGGAUAGGUAAAUAAUAUUUCAAAGAGCUUUUUCUAUAAAUAUUAUAACAGCACCAGCACUUUUUGGCACAUUUUCCGUAUAACGGUUCGAUGAAAAGGGUCUAAUUUCUCUAGUGAAAAUGUUUAAAACCUUCAGCUGUCGUGUUUUAGUGCUUUUGAUCGCAUACCAAAUCAACAUAUCACAUGCCAUUGGAGUUAUUGGCGGUGUAAAGACAACUAUUACGGAUCAUCCAUAUGUGGUUUCUCUGCAAUUGGCCAACGGCACACAUGUUUGUGGUGGUGCUCUAAUCAAGAAGAAUAUUGUCGUCACAGCUGCACAAUGCUUCGUUUUUCAGGAUCCCGCCCAGCUUUACGUACGUCUUGGCACGGACAGUUAUGCUGCUGAUGGUGAACUUUUAUCAAUUAGUUCUUAUAUAAUCAAUGAGAAUUUCGAUUUUACCACCAUGGACAGUGAUGUGGCGGUAUUGAAGUUGGCGAAAAAUGUAGCGAAAUCAUCAGCGAAGCGUGAAAUAAAAGUGGCUGGAGAAAAACCGAAGACGGACAGAAGUGGCGUGGUAACCGGCUGGAGUCAAAGUCGACAAUUGGAAGAUGUGACCGUGCGCAUAAUUAAUGCAAAGAAAUGCAGAUCCGGCGAAUAUGUUUACAAUAAAGAUGAUAUAACGGAUAACAUGUUUUGCGCUCAGGCCUAUAAUAGAUUCGUCUGCGAUGGUGAACCUGGUAGUCCUUUGGUGUAUAAGAAGAAAUUGAUCGGUUUGGUAUCCUGGGGUUAUGGUUGUGGCAAUGUAGGCAACCCAGCCGUAUACACAAAUGUAAACAAGCUACGGAAAUGGAUCAAGAAGACUAUAAAAAAGUUGUAGGUUGCGAUUUUUCCUGAAUGCAGUGGGGUAAAAAAAAUCAGGAAAAAUUCCAAUAAAUGGGAAAAAUAUAUGUAUGUAAACAGAAUUAAAAAAAUAAAAUUGUUGAUAAUAAAAA
Messenger RNA from Bactrocera dorsalis (oriental fruit fly), 3627 nucleotides. RefSeq names its product trypsin eta-like. The record is from RefSeq and is a predicted model, not a curated record. Gene Ontology annotation, molecular function: serine-type endopeptidase activity. NCBI's taxonomy places the organism in Eukaryota, Metazoa, Arthropoda, Insecta, Diptera, Tephritidae. The coding region runs from base 236 to 1048 and encodes 270 amino acids. Gene Ontology annotation, biological process: proteolysis. The transcript has a single exon.